AUGAGCGAUCAGUUUAUCCCGGGGGAAGGUUGCAAGAGCUUUGGGAUUCCACUGCGAGUCGGGAUCCACCGGCUGUUUCUCUCCGAACACCACUGGAAAUAUUCCAGGUUACUGGAGGGCCGUGGGGAGAGGAAAUUGUUAGGUAAGAAAGGAGACAAGAGGUCCCCUAACACCCGGCCGGCUUUGCUUCGUCUCCACGAGUACCUCAUGGCCAAUUACUCCAAGGGAGCUCGCCCCGUGCUGGACUGGAGGAAAACCACAACCGUCGCCAUCGACGUGAUGGUUUACGCCAUCCUAAACGUGGAUGAAAAGAACCAGGUGUUGACCACCUACAUCUGGUACCGGCAGUUUUGGAAGGAUGAGUUCCUGGUCUGGGAUCCUGCUGAUUUUGACGAGCUGAGGCAGAUUUCGGUUCCGACUGAAAAGAUCUGGGUGCCAGAUAUCAUGAUCAACGAAUUUGUGGAGCUGGGCAAGUCACCGGACAUCCCAUAUGUUUACGUGAGCCACGACGGCAGAGUGCAGAACUACAAACCCAUCCAGGUGGUCGCGGCUUGCAGCCUGGACAUCUAUAACUUCCCCUUUGACAUCCAGAACUGCACCUUGACCUUCACCAGUUGGCUCCACCACAUUCAGGACAUCAACAUCUCCCUGUGGCGCUCCCCUGAGCUAGUGAUGUACGACAGGAGUGUGUUCAUGAACCAGGGGGAGUGGGAGCUCCUGUACGUGGGGUCCAAGUACAGCAUUUUCAACCUGGGAAACAAGGAGUCAGACGGAUAUUCGGAGAUGCGUUUCUUUUUGGUUAUCAGAAGGAGGCCUCUCUUCUAUGCUGUAAACCUGCUCCUGCCCAGUAUCUUCCUGAUGGUGAUGGAUAUCAUUGGGUUCUACCUGCCCCCGGACAGUGGCGAGAGAGUCUCCUUCAAAAUCACCCUACUUCUGGGCUACUCUGUGUUCCUCAUCAUUGUGUCAGACACCCUGCCCGCCACAGCAAUAGGCACCCCAUUGAUAGGUGUCUAUUUCAUCGUGUGUAUGGCUUUGCUGGUGAUCAGCCUGACGGAGACCAUCCUGAUAGUCAGGCUAGUCCACAAGCAGGACCUACAGCCUCACGUCCCUGACUGGCUCCGGCACCUGGUAUUGGUUAGAGCUGCUGCCCUGCUCUGCCUGAGAGGCAGACACAGGCUCAGCCCAGACCCUCACCACGGCCACCACCCACAGCCUCACACGGACAAAGCAGGCGGAUCGGGUAAGUGCGCGAUGCCCAACCACUUUGAGAGCGAGAGCGUCGCUGAGUGUGAUGGUCAGCGGAGGUCGGUGUCUGGCGUGGCCCCCGGCGACCCCGGGGCCCCGGAGACCAGCAUCCUGCAGGAGAUCGUGGCCAUCCGCCGGUUCCUGGAGAAGCGUGACGAACACCGCGACAUCGCCAAGGAGUGGCUACAAGUGGGCUACGUGUUGGACACCCUCCUGUUCAGGGUCUAUCUGCUGGGUGUGCUGGCCUACGCCAUCACACUGGGCACUCUCUGGGCUGUGUGGCAUUAUGCCUGA
This is a messenger RNA of Callorhinchus milii (elephant shark), 1539 nucleotides long. RefSeq names its product 5-hydroxytryptamine (serotonin) receptor 3A (gene htr3a). Gene Ontology annotation, biological process: monoatomic ion transmembrane transport; signal transduction; chemical synaptic transmission. The record is from RefSeq and is a predicted model, not a curated record. NCBI's taxonomy places the organism in Eukaryota, Metazoa, Chordata, Chondrichthyes, Chimaeriformes, Callorhinchidae. Gene Ontology annotation, cellular component: synapse; postsynaptic membrane; neuron projection. The coding region runs from base 1 to 1539 and encodes 512 amino acids. Gene Ontology annotation, molecular function: transmembrane signaling receptor activity; neurotransmitter receptor activity; extracellular ligand-gated monoatomic ion channel activity. The transcript is spliced from 9 exons.